CAGUACCGCCAUCCUCCGGCAGCUUCUCCGCGGAUCCAAGAAGUCUUUACUCAUGUGUACUAGGAAUGACGGGAGCUCACGACAGAAGUCGAUUUCGCUUAGUAGCUGAGCUGGGAAGGAGAUUGCAGGACCGGGAAAAGAAUGCAUGAGCUUUCCGACGAUGGCCAUGACUUGCUCGCUAGGAACUGCAGCUUCGAAGCACUCAAAGACGACUCCAUCGUCCACCAUCCGAAAGAUGACUCCCGCAUUUUGUGCGUGAAUGUAGUAUGUCAAGACAUCUCCAUCCACCACCCCUGAUAACUGUUCCUCUACCUCUGCGAGUGAG
This is a messenger RNA of Guyanagaster necrorhizus, 325 nucleotides long. RefSeq lists its product as uncharacterized. The transcript is spliced from 2 exons. Bases 142 to 297 code for a protein of 51 amino acids. NCBI's taxonomy places the organism in Eukaryota, Fungi, Basidiomycota, Agaricomycetes, Agaricales, Physalacriaceae. The record is from RefSeq and is a predicted model, not a curated record.